GGCAAGACAGAUCACACCGCAAUGAAGGGAGAAGGAGAAUGGAUAUUAAUGAGCGAUGAUAAAGCAGCUACCAGCUGCGCCCAUCUGUAUAACCGAGGAAUAAGACAAGAUGGUGUUUACACUAUCAAUCCUGAUGGUCUGGAAUCGUUUCAAGUCAAAUGUGAUAUGAGCACAGACAAGGGAGGCUGGACCGCGUUUCAAAGAAGACAAGAUGGAAGUCAAGAUUUCUAUCGUGGAUGGUCGGACUAUAAAGCAGGCUUUGGUGAUCUUAACGGCGAGUUCUGGUUGGGCCUUGAUAAAAUACAUCGUUUGUGGAAAUCUGGCCAAAACGUUCUAAGAGUUGAUUUGAUGGAUUUCAUUGGCGCUAAACGUUACGCUAAAUAUGGAACAUUUAGUGUGGCUGAUGAAUCAGACAAAUACAGAUUGAAUAUUGGCAAUUAUUCAGGUGACGCAGGUGAUUCUCUGGCUUAUCACAAUCAAAUGCAGUUCUCGACCAAGGAUAGUGACAAUGAUGUUGUUAGUGGUAAUUGUGCUAUCACGUACAAAGGAGGUUGGUGGUACAAGACCUGUCAUAAGUCCAACCUCAAUGGCCUGUACCUGAGUGCAGGUCAGAAAGAUAACCGUGGGAUAAAAUGGAACAAGUGGCAUCAUUAUUCAAUGAAAAUGACGGAGAUGAAAAUUCGUCCAAGUCAGUUUUAAUGUAUUCCUGCACCACCAUU
Molecule: messenger RNA, 719 nt
Organism: Dendronephthya gigantea
Lineage: Eukaryota; Metazoa; Cnidaria; Anthozoa; Malacalcyonacea; Nephtheidae
Product: ficolin-2-like
Exons: 3
Coding region: 22-699 (225 amino acids)
Source: RefSeq, a predicted model, not a curated record